UCCGAGUUUGGUGUUGCUGUUGGUGAGUUUUAGGUGUAUUUAAAACUCAUGCAAAUAACUUUAGUUUCAGAAUCACAGAAAUUAUUCUUAAAUGAGCUCAAACGAGCUACGCGAACUGCAGCUCCGUGUCCUCAGGUAGCUUCUCGUGUUCCUAACAGGUCAUUUAGGGACACCCUGGCACAGAGCCAGGUCGGAAACGGACCUGUUUACCGUACUUUGUGUUGACAGGUGGAACAUUUAGGCUCCGUCUGGAUGCGUGGGAAUAAAACUCCUCCAGAAAAGCGCGCUGGGGCUCUAACGCAGUUAAAAACAUUUAGGUUGAUCGCAUUUUCAGCGUUUUGAGAAAGUCGCUGAGGAAUGACGUCAAGACGUAUAACAUUGAUGACGCUGUUUGAUCAUUAAAAAAAUCAGCCAUUAAAAAUAGCUGAGAUUUAGGUCAGAAAACGGGAGAUUAUCGAGGGCCCCAGAGCGAACGGCGACUACCAGAAACAUGUUGUGAGCAGCUGGGAGGAUCUUGCCCGAUGUUCCCACUCCCAGCAUCCGUCACCGACAGCGGUAGCCGUUAGACCGGUCUGUCUGUCCGCUCCCCCCCGCUGGGUUUAGGUAACCUGCGAACACAACCAACGCAGAGGCUGGAUGGUGAGCCCGGGGAAACAGCAACACCGACGGAUCCGAGCCUGGAGGCGGUCCCGCUGACACCAGGACCGGAUCUCUAGUUCCAUCAAACACGACAGUAAGAAUCCUGCAGAAGAACCGAACUAUGUGAAGGCCCACAGCGCCGCCACAGUUCUUCCACCUUAAAUUUUGUUCUAGAGAAAAUGUCGAGCCGCCGUAAAUCCACCACGCCUUGUAUGGUUCCGGCUUCAGAGGCGGUGCAGCAGGAAGUUGUAGAGGACAACGCCGAGAGGACAGAAGAUGGAGAGGCAGGGGAAGAGGAGACGAAGGUGAAGGAGGGAACUAAGGUAGUGGUGACUCAAGAGGAGCCUGUUGUAGUCGUCCUCGCUCCACCAGAAGCUUGUGCCUCAGCUGGUGAAGACAGCCAAGCCACCAGCUCCAUGCUGAAGUGUACAGCGACAGAUCCACCCGAGGACCCAGGCAGCCAUCAGCCGAACCAGGAAACCCAGAGCGAUCCACUGGAGGAGGGUGGAGCCGAUCCCGCUGCGGCAUCUGCCAUCUCCCUCAGCAAGACUCCCAUCAUGAGGAUGAAGACCAAAUCUGAACCCAAGAGAAUCGCUGUGUCCCUGAAAUCAGCAGACGAGGGUUUAGGAGCAAGCGAGGGUGAGCUGGGUGGAGAGCAGGAGCCCAUCGAAGCUCCACUGGGACCGAUGACGCCUGUUGAGAUGUUGCUGCAUGACUCCAUGAAGUUUGGGGAAGGAGGUUUUGUAGUCGGAGCAGAGCAGCAGAGAAAAUCCUCCAUCCUGAAUCCCACAGCUCUGCCUGCAGGCCUGGCGCAGGUGCUCUCAGCCUUCCAGGCCCAGCAGAGUACAGCAGCGGCUCAGCCUCAGUUACUGAUUCCCCUCAGCAGCAUCCCCUCCUACAGCGCAGCUAUGGACACCAACCCCCUCCUCAGCAGCACGUACAGAAAUUUCCCGUACCCCUCCAUAACAGAGAUCAGCAGCCUGGCAGCUCAGACGCAGUUCACAGAGGAGCAGAUCAAGGUGUGGUUCUCUGCCCAGCGGCUGAAGCACGGAGUCAGCUGGACUCCAGAGGAGGUGGAGGAGGCCAGGAGGAAACAGUUUAAUGGAACUGUGCACACGGUGCCUCAGACCAUCACUGUCAUUCCCGCGCACCAGCUGUCAGCUGCUGCUAACGGGCUGCAGUCCAUCCUGCAGACCUGCCAGAUAGUGGGCCAGCCUGGCCUUGUGUUCACACAGGUCGGUCCCCGGGGAACUCUUCCCGUCACCAGUCCCAUCACCUUGACUGUGGCAGGGUUGCCCAGUCAGUCUCAGAGCUCCAGCAGAGUUUCCUGUCAGCCCACUCCGACAAACAGUGAGCUAAAACGGGCUACCACAGUCCAGCCUCCCUCUCUGUCUCCACAGGAGAGCUCAGCCCUCAGUGCUGACACGUUCAGCAUGCGGCCUAAGAAAUCCAAAGAGCAGCUAGCUGAGUUGAAGGCCAGCUACCUGAAGAACCACUUUGUUACUGAUGGAGAGAUCGCCCGCUUGAUGAAACUCACCAACUUGACGAAGGGUGAGAUCAAAAAGUGGUUCAGCGACACCCGCUACAACCAGCGCAACUCCAAGAACAGCCAUAUGACCGUUUUCCACGACGGAGGAGGCAGAGGCAGCAGCUCCAGCAGUGUCCCCAUCAUCAUUGACUCAAGUGACGAGACCCCCGCCUCUCCCCUUCCUCCGCACGUCUCUCCUGUGAAGGAGAAGGAGCCUCGGGCCAAAACGUGGAACCCGUUCCCAGAUUUCACUCUGCAGAAGUUCAAGGAGAAGACUCCCGAGCAGCUGGUGGUGCUGGAGGAGAGCUUUGAGAAGAGCAACAGUCCAUCGGAUGAGGAACUGAGUCGUCUGAGGACAGAAACCAAACUGACAAGAAGGGAGAUUGAUGCCUGGUUCACCGAGAGGAGGAAAGUUCCAGCUGUCCGCACGUCCUCCCCGGAAUCUUCAGAAGGGGGGAAAAUGGAGACAGAUGGUGUAAAAGCAGGAGAGGGAGAAGACGUUGAAGGAAAAAGCCCAUCUCCUCUAUCAGCCUCCUCCUCUAGAAAGGGUAGUCAAACUCCUCCUAGCGGCCGCACACCGUCCAGCAGCAGCAGGAAAGACAUCAGAGAAAAAAGUAAAAAGUCACCGGAGCAGCUCCACAUCCUGAAAAGUGCCUUUGUGCGGACCCAGUGGCCCACGCCGGAGGAGUACGACCAGCUGGUAGAAGAAACCGGCCUCCCUCGGCAUUACGUCGUCAGCUGGUUCGGGGACUCUCGGUACUCCUGGAAAAACGGAAACCUGAAGUGGUUCUUUCAGUACCAAAGCAGCAGCAUGGAAGGACCAAACGGAGGGGGCGGUAAAACGGGAGGUCGGAAAAGACGUGGUCGGAACCGAGGGUGGGGGUGCUCCAGAACCAAGAAGCAGCCAAAGAGGUUGUCGUCGUCCUCCACCAGCGCUGAUGUCAACAGAUCUGUGCCCUCAAAGAAAUUCAAGACUGGGAGGGAAAUCCUGAAGGAGUACUUCCUGAAACACCACUUUCUCAACGAGCAAGAUCUGGACGAGCUCGUCACCAAGACCAACAAGAGCUACGAACAGGUGAGGGAGUGGUUUGCCGAGGUGCAGCGACGCUUGGACAUGGGGUCAGACCCCUUCCUGGAGCCGGCCGUAGGGAGAACGGACCGGGACAACGCAGGAAAGGAGGAUGAGGAGACGAGAGGAGAGGGGUCAGAGGUCACCGAGGAAAAGACUGGCCAAAGGAGGAGAGAUGAAGAUGAUGAAGAUGAAGAUGAGGAUGAGGAGGAGGAGGAAGAUGAUGAAACAGAUGACAGCGAGGUUUGGGAGCCGUCCCGUAGUGUCAGGAAGAGUUUGUCCGUUUCUGAAGACUAGAGGAGAUGCUGCUCUGGUGCUGGUGCCGAAAACCAGUUAAACCAGUUAGCCAAACUAGGGUUUCUAAUGGGGGGCGGUUCACUGAUUUGCACGAGCUGUUCCUAUCUCUCUUUUCUGCAAACUAAUUUUAAACAAUAACACAGACCAUCAGCUCGAGCUCACCUUAUUCUUACUGUUAGUUUGUUUUAAACACAAGUCAAAGCUUUCUCCUGCUUCAGGAGCAGCUGCUACGCUGUGGAUGGAAUAGUCCCCCUGAUCACUGCACAUCCUUCAUAGACCCUUCCUAAGGACAUUCUCAACCCUUUAUUACAAACAGCAGAUUUAUGUGGUUGAAAACUGUUGCUAAAAUGCUGUUUAAACCUCAGAAAGAAUGAUGAAAAUGAGUCUGGGAGUUUAGUUAAAUCGAAGGUAGAGUAUGGAACACCACAGUGACAUCUAGUGUGUGGAGGUUGUAGUUGCAACAACAGAACAAGGUUUCCAGCCGUUGGCAUACCAGGUUUGCUGCCGACAUGUGAAAUGUUUUAUCUGGGUCCAUCUGUGGUAGGCUUCACCUAAACUCACUCUGGUUUUAGAUCUUUUAUGCUCGCUCCUCUUCUGAGAAGUAUAGCAACACCUUCUGGGCUCAUCUUCCCAAUAUAGCUUUUAAAGGAAAUAAUGCACCUUCAUUCUACACCUCUAAACGUCCCGUGGAGGUGUUAUUAAACAAAAUAUAGCUUUUCACUAAAUUGUUCCAUAUUCAACCUUUAAGUUUGUCACGACUUACCGAUUCUGCUUUUACGAGCUUGUCUCAGUUUGAUGUUCUGUGUUUUAAAACGACCCCGACCCUAAAACUGGGACAUUAAUAAUAUAGAUCAUGCAGCUUGGACAUGCCAUCCUGACCAAUCGCUGCAACCUUUAUGCCUUAGCAUGCUGCCAGACACCAGAUAAUCUCAUUUGUUGUCAGAUGUUACCAUUAAAACAUUCAAGCCAGUUUCUUUUUAUAGGUAUUUGGAUUAGUCAGAGAGAAAAAGUGCAGAUGUCAGGAUUAAAGUUGAAAUGACAAGAAAAUGGUCAAAAAGGCUGUUUCAGGAACUGAAAUGAAGCCCGUCCUGCACCUGGACCAGACUUUAUUUCUUCUGUAUUUAUUAUUAUUGGAACUGAAGGUUCAAGGUGUGUUUUUACUGAUUACACUAUAAAAACUGGAAAUCAGAGGUGGUAGACUCAAAUAUUCAUGCACACAUAAAACAUUGGGAGCGUUAUUUUUCUGUAUCAAAAUUCCUAAAGCAGCUAUGUCAGCAGAGACGUUAUUUACAGGCUGUUUCACUGAACUGAAAGAAUUUCAUAUUUAUUAAAACUUUCUGUAAUAGAAUCACCAGUUCAUGUGUCCAAGGCAUUGUGGGUAAAUUAAGUCCUUCUCCAGUGCUGUUUUACUGUUUGAUUCCAUUUUUAAACCUCACGAUUCCAACUUUACCCUUGAAGUACAAGUUUAGUCUUUUUUCUCUACAUUUAGGUUUUAUUCUCAUCCCCUCCAUUAAAGUCACCAGCCUACAGAUCCCUUUGGUAAAAUGUUGUAUCCCAGGAUUUCUCUUUUAAAGAAAAAAUGAAUAAAAACUCUGCAACUUUAAUCACAACCUUUGAGAAAAGCUGCAGUAAAAUCAGAGAUUUACGUAAAAACCUUGAAGGGACUGAUUAAAAGGCCCCGUUGGUAUGUUGGGUUGGUUUGUCCCAAACGAGCUAAACCCUGUUAGCCUGGAUUGUGCUGUUCUUUUGAACUUGAUGAAAUCCUAACCUGUGUUUUUUUUCUAUUUUAUUCCUGAUCUUUACUUUACUUAUUUAUCUUGGCUUGGUGUUUGUUUGUGUGACGUGUCAAACACAAGUCACACAUUCAUCUAUGCUUUAAAUGAGCGUUUCUCGCCUACUGAAAUGAAUCAGUGGAGGAUUUAAUUCACAGAGAUGCUGAUUCAGAAAACUCGCUUAUAUGAAUGUGACACGGGCGGUCCUGAGUAAUCGGAUAAAGGACUUGAUGAAAAGGUGCUAGAAGACUCAUCACAGAUAAGAGUUACCUAGGUAGGAUUAAACUAGCCAAACACUGAAUGAAUGGCAACACUGAUGCUCUUAAAACAAAGCAGGAUGUUUCCCUUUAAUCUACCUUAUUAUUCUCAUAAUACUGUUGAUUUUUAACUGCUAACCUGUCGGCAAAGAUGCAGCGGAAUGUUAAACACUAACUGCUGUUGACAUUUUGAUGUUUUAAAGGAGAUUGAAACAGUGCGACCCUUGUGCUAAAGCAGAAAGGUUUGCCUCCCAGUAAGUUAGCUGUUUUUAGGCCCAGUUCACAUGCAAAAAUAGUUGGAUGAUUUUCAACGCAUGAGAAAUCACACACAUGGCGAUGAGUAAAUCACAGGUAUAAAAGAUUUGGUCCUACAGUGUGUGGUGAGCAGCAAAAACUACAGUUUGGAUUUUGGAGUAAACAAACAUGGAGAAGGAGCGUGCACCCGCACUUCCGUCACCUCGGUUUCUGAUUGGCUACAGGUCACAUUAGACAGGCAACAUGUUUGUUUGUCCUCUGAAAUCUUACCAAGACAAUUCAACAGCUUGGAAGCCCUGAUUUAUGAUUGGAGACGUCCGACGUGCUUCAGAGCAGACCUGACAGUGGCGUGUCCAAGGGGUGGCCAGGGAAGGCCAUGGCCCAGGGGGCCUCAGAUUGUUGAAAGGGGACAAUCUGGUCAGCCUAAUGAUGCUUUCAUGUAAACCGAGCCUAAAUUAGAUGAUAUUCACAACCAAGAGGAUCUCUGGAUUGAAUUGUAUCUGAAUGUUUUUGCAGCUGUAAUCCUUCGGUGGUGGAUCAGUGAUUCUCUUUCCAUGAAUGCAGUCAGAUCAAAAUCCCCAUCAUUUCUGUCCUGGCACAUAAUGUAUAAAAACAGUAUUGUAGACUUUUUUUCUGAACCCCUUUCUGCACCAAAACUAAAUAAUCAAAGCACCUAAACUAAACGUAAAAGACAAAAAAUGCACCUUUUCCACUUGAGUUUGUAGUGGAAUAAAUCCAGAUUAGGCACCUUAGUCUCUCAUUUUACCAUGAAAUGGCUCUGAGGGACCAAACUUGUUUUGUAUGACUACAGACAAACCCGAAUUUUGCCUUUUUCUAUUCUUGGUGUUUUCACAAGGACGAUUAUUAUCCGUGUAUGAGUUUUUCUAAUGAUAUGUGCUUUCAUGGAAGCUUUUACAGCUAAAUAGAGAACAAUCAUACACCUAUUUCUUGCACCACAAUGCACAAUACGAGCCCUAAUAUUACCACUUUGUCUAUUAGAAACAGCUUAAAUGCUGUAUUUAAUGUUUUAUUGCUUCAAAUGAUGGGAGCUGUCCUUUCUUUUGUUCUUUCCCCCAUCUGAGUCCUGAUGCCUCUUCUCUGUCCCUCUUGUGUCAGAUGAAUGGCUACAAUUGUGAUACGCACCUUCUUGGAACAUUUCUGUAAAUGUUGGCAGCAUCUUGUUGGUUUCUUGUCUAGCGAGAUUUAUUUACAAACCGUGUGAACUUAGUGGAUCACGGAUACAAGUACACCCCUCACAUGUCUUUUCAUAAGACAACACUAAAGAUGGGACACUUUGAUGACAUGGGAAGUAUCUAGUGUCUAGUUUGGAUAACAGUUUAAAGUUGGUGUCCUCUCACAUGACUCAAUACAGUUAUUAAUGUAUAAAGUGAUCGAAACAAAAGAGAGUACUUGCUUAAAGUGGCAGUGUGUAGUUUCUUAACGCUAGGGGGCAGUACAUACAUACAUUUCAGGGUAGUUUUACACCAUAUCGCCGUGACUGUCGCUAGUUUAAAAACCCGUGGAGCAAAAAGCUGCAACCUCAGAGUGACUCCUCAGACUUUGAUAGUCCUUCAGUUAAUUCCAUUGAAAGAAUGCAAUGCUGAUGCUAGUUUUCUAGUGCUGUACUUUCCGGAUCUGCUCGGAGUCCUGUGCCUGUUGAUGACAUCAUCAAACUACGGCAAUACCACUCGGCCAAAAUAUGUAAUCUCUUUUUCGAUUCUGUUCUUUCACAUGUGUUUUGGAAAGAGUUCAGCAGCUUUGUUACUAAAUUCCUGUUUAUUAGUACCUAAAUGUUUUUGAACGUGGUAACGGAACUUCCGUAAGUCGAAUAUCCAUCCAAUCAUCUAGUGUGAUGUCAUCCCUGAGCCGACCAGAAGGAAACAUGGCUUCUAAUAUAGCAUCUCCCAAAGAUGCUAUGCCCUAUGUACUUUAGACCGGAUUUUUCUGGUCAUAUGUUUUGAAGCCACCAAUAUUUUCAAUGACUGGAUAUCAUUUUAUUCAUUUUCAACAAUAUUUCAAUGGAUAUUUCCAGAGAUUAGUGGUAAAAAUAUACAUUGUCUCUUUGAUGUAUAAAGUGCUCACAACAAAAGAGAGUACUCACUCAACAGAAGUUUCCAAUUUGUGCCCAAUUGUCCAUUUUCUCCAUGUGACCAUGGUCACAUCUGAGCGAGAGAGAGGGAGAGUGCUGAGAAAUGAGUUAUUUACACUGUUAUAAACGACAUACACCAGCUACUUCAGAUUGAAUCAAAGAGUCAUAUUUUCAAUGUUGUCCCAUGGAAAGAGAGUGGUAGCUAUACUUAUGAAAGAUACUGAAACACAUUCAAAGUUACAAAAAUGAGAGGCUGUCUCCUAGAAAGGACAUUAACAAUUAGGAAACAGCACAGCAUUCCCUCUUGAGGUGGGAAGUCUUCCAGACAUCAUUGUUUGUGGGUUCUUUCACUUUACUGCAGAAGAACAAUGGGGCGAUAGACUGGGACUGUCUUAGCUGCUGUUCUUCAGCGAUCAGAGGAAGACUCUGAUGAAGCUUUGCUGGUACACCGAUGUGCCUAAGUGGCUUGAACUUGUUUGAACAUAAGAUCAUCAACUCUCACUUGUGGAAAUCCAAAAUCUUCCCGAAGAAGACUCGUUCAAACUGAAAAGUGACCAAACUCUGCUUUCUGCUGACAACAAAGGAUGCCUAAAAACAAACUGUGGAACCUUCAUUUUGUAAGACCUUCGGUGGAUGCAGUUCUAUUUUAUCACCCAAACAACAUUUAAAUCCUUGAAACAGACUUUGAUCGUUGGCUGUAUUUUAGUUAACUUUUAGGAACUGAAAGAGAUGUCAAAAUCUUUGUGUAUUUUGGUUGUAAAGUGACAUGUGUCUGUUCAUGAGACAACUUUAAAAUAUUGACGUGUACUGCAUGCAAUAAACAGGACAGACCGCUUAUUUUGUACAUACAAUGUGAGAGGUUGGUGUAUUUGGGACAGUCUGAUCUGACUAAACAGCUUUUCAUUACCAAGUUGACUGGAGCUAUAAAUGUGUUUUUUAUGUUUAUGCCUCCAGUUUAUGAAGUCCAACUCCUGUUAUAGAAAUGGUAAAUUACCAAUCCCAGCCUGUAGCUAAAUAAGGAGGGAUAAUGCAUACUCAUCACCAAGCCUCAUCCUUAAACAUCCAGAUGUUGUGAACCUUUCAGAACCAUUUAUUCUUGAUGUGUGGUUUAGUCCAUCAGACCUCAUUGUGUGAUAUUUCUUUACAUUAAAAUCAGUUCUGAAUGGUUUUAUAGUUUAUGUACAACUGUGUCAUCACAUUAUCUGUGUACAAUAGAGUUGUGCUUAAAUUAAACUUACUUUCAGAAUUCA
Nothobranchius furzeri (turquoise killifish) is the source of this 9156-nucleotide messenger RNA. Its product is annotated as zinc fingers and homeoboxes protein 1. The record is from RefSeq and is a predicted model, not a curated record. Gene Ontology annotation, biological process: regulation of transcription by RNA polymerase II. Gene Ontology annotation, molecular function: DNA-binding transcription factor activity, RNA polymerase II-specific; DNA binding. Gene Ontology annotation, cellular component: nucleus. Lineage: Eukaryota; Metazoa; Chordata; Actinopteri; Cyprinodontiformes; Nothobranchiidae.